Messenger RNA from Bufo gargarizans (Asiatic toad), 4541 nucleotides. RefSeq names its product glial cell derived neurotrophic factor (gene GDNF). The record is from RefSeq and is a predicted model, not a curated record. The transcript is spliced from 3 exons. Gene Ontology annotation, biological process: peripheral nervous system development; negative regulation of neuron apoptotic process; positive regulation of branching involved in ureteric bud morphogenesis. Bases 615 to 1313 code for a protein of 232 amino acids. NCBI's taxonomy places the organism in Eukaryota, Metazoa, Chordata, Amphibia, Anura, Bufonidae. Gene Ontology annotation, molecular function: receptor tyrosine kinase binding; glial cell-derived neurotrophic factor receptor binding; growth factor activity.
CUGCCCUCCAGCUUGUGAGUGCAUUGUGCAGGUAGAGCCUCCAGCCCAGGACCCUGCAGGAUUAGGAGGCUUCUUCUUCUUCCUCUUCUUCUUCUUCAAACUGGAAGGAGUUUGCAUUGCAGAAGUCAUCCAUCUCUACACAUUCCACUUGGAUCUUACCCUGGAGAAAGUCUUGCUUUGCACCAGUCUAGAGUCCUUGUGGUGCCCAGGCUCAGCUGUUUGGCCCCCUCUGUGGUUGUCCCUGGCCCAGCUGCUGUUACAGGAGCCCCCAUGUCUUCAUUUGACUCCCCACAGUUGUUGAUGGUGUGUGAUCCUUGGAUUCCUCAGCAGGAUUGUAGCAUCCAGAGCUGCACUCUGCAGAACUGCUGCUGUCUCUUCUCCUGCUGAUCACUGGAGGGAAGGAGGACACAGCAGCUGCUUCAUUUCAGGGACAGGUCUGCUGAGCCUCAGCCCACCUGCCCAGCCUUGUGAUUUGGUCUUUGCUCUCCCCCAGGACAAGUUGUCAGGAUCCCUGGACUCCCAGCAGGUCACUCAUCCUCAGGAGGUUGGAUUCAUGUCCAUCUUAGGGCUAGAGAGGCCAGACAAACGGUCCCUUUCUUGGAAGCUUUUCUAAGAUGAAGUUAUGGGCUAUCUUGGCUGUCUGCAUUUUGCUGUUGAGAUCUGUGUCCAACACCCCGUUGCCUUCAAGCUGGUCAACUGGUAAGAAGAGAUCUAGUCAAGAAUCCCUGCUGGAAGACGAGGACUCGGCUUUGGGAAUGUACGCAGCGAAUUCUGAGCGUCCCACUGCCGUGCAGGGGCAACAAGGCAUCCAACAUAACUUUGCAGCUGAAGUGCCCGAUGACUACCCAGAUCAGUUCGAUGAUGUGUUAGAGUUUAUUCAAGACACCAUAAAAAGACUUCGGAGGUCAUCCAACAGGCAAUCCCUCUCCAGACGAGACAGAGGAAGAGCUGCUACAAUAGACUCCAGUAGAAAGUCAGAUUCCAGUAAAAAGACGAGCAAGGAGACUAAAAAAAGGAGAAACAAGGGAUGCGUUCUUAGGGAGAUACACUUGAAUGUGACUGAUUUGGGUUUGGGCUAUGAAGCCAAAGAAGAACUUAAGUUCCGGUACUGCAGUGGGUCCUGCAAUAACCCAGAGACAACUUAUGACCAAAUUCUAAAAAACUUGACCAUCAAGAAAAAGUUGGUUAACGACAAGGUGAAGCAAGCAUGCUGCAGGCCCAUUGCCUUUGAUGAUGACGUUUCAUUUCUGGACGACAAUCUAGUUUACCACACCUUGAGGCAACAUUCCGCUAAGAAAUGUGGAUGCGUAUGAUUUCAUUUUUUUGGAUAGCCGUGCGGCAGUGCGUAUUGCAUUCCUGAAAUAAGGCAAAGGAAGGGAUCAAGUUUCCGCCACGUAGAGGUCUCCCGGAAGUCAGAGAUGGAGAAGAGGACCAAGGAUGGUUGGGCAUGGAGCUAUCAUGAAAAUCUGUUGUGGCAUUAAUCCAGUGAGUGCCAGGAUAUAAUAAAAAAUAAAAAAAUCCUCCACAGGAGAGAUGCAGACACUGCUCUAAGACGGGGGAUGGAUUUUGACAGAUUUUUCUAUAUGUGACUCACCAGCAGUGUUGACUGGAAAGGUCGAUAUCCAGCUUUUAAGCACCGGCAUUUAUACAUCAUGCAUGUCAGGUUUUUCCUGUAUAUCUUUUUGUUACAUCAAAAAAACAAGUGUAUUACAUAAUCCGUUAGUUCUGUGUUUUGGGGUUUAAUUAAAAUUUUUGCUACUCCAGUUCAUAUUACUUUACUGUACCAAAUACUGUCAGUCAUUCUCAGUACAAUCUACAGGUAAUUAUCAAUGAUGUCACUUCCAUUUCAAAUUUUUUUUUAUUAUUAUUUUUUAUUUUCUUCUUUCUUUUUUACCCCAUAAUUUUUAAAAAAUAGAAACGUUUUCUGCCCAUGAGUAGGGCAAUGUACUUAUUCUAUCAGUUCAGGGAAGCCUUUCCUAAAGAACUGGAUCCAUCAUUGGCGCUGAAUAUACGGCUCAUGGAGCCAUAGCCAAAUGUGCAUGGAGCCUGAUAUGGAAAGCCUUGGCCAUUGUACCUUGCACAUACGGGUCCCUGAGUAGCAGUUACAGGGUAUGCCAGAACCAAAGAUGCCUUCAGAUUUUCCCAGUCAAGUCCUCAGGGAAACCCACCAUAUGGCUAAACCUGCUGAGGACAUCUACUUAAAGGGCACCUGUCAGCAGGAUCAAUCCUAUUAAAGCAGGCACACUACCUGGUACGAUUGAUCCUGCUGAUUAAAAUGAUACCUGUCUUGUGAAAAUCGGUUGCGGCAUUCCCCCCAAAAAAAGACUUCUAUUCUUUAUGGAAAUAAGGGCUUCAGUGAACGGAUGGGUGUGGCCAUCACUGGAAAGCUAAAGAGCUAAGCCCCGCCCCUUGGUGCAUGAAGAAUAAAAGUCAUCUUUUUUCUCUGGAAUGCUACAACCGAUUUUCACGAGAUAGGUAUCAUUUUAAUCAGCAGGAUCAAUUUCAGCAGGCAGUUUGAUGGGUUUAAUGGGGUCAACCCUGCUGAUGGCUGCUCUUUAAAUCAAGUAUGGCUCAAUGUGAAGGCCUUUAUUGGUAGAUACAUUCUAAACCACAGAAAAUGAUCACACCGAUUUAUACACAGGAUGAAUUUAGAGGUUCAUGUUUUUUUUGUUUUGUUAUUUUUCGACAGUACGUUGGUAAUUGGUCCAAGAGGCCGAGCAGACUACUUGAUGCCAUGCAUCCACUCAGAUACAUGAAAAAUAUAGAAUAUAUUUAUUGAUUAUUAAGUUAUUGCUAUUUAUUACAGUCCAGUUAUGAAUGUUUCUUUUUUUUCCUAUUUAUUGCAAUUUCUUCUUUGAUGGUGCCAAAGCGAAGCAUGCUCUCAAGACUACGAUGAGACGGAUGCAAGCAACUGUAUGUUGGUAGCUGUAGAAUCACAGACUUUACCCUUUUUUGCUUAUGUUUUUGGAAGGCUUAAAGAGGUUGUCCUGGAUAUGGGAAACUUGGCUGCUUUCUUCCAAAAAAAAUAAACAGACCAACAGCAACACACUGGUCCACAGGUUGCGUGUGGUACUGCAGCUCGGCCACCACAGUGCAAACAACCUGUGGUCAGAGGUGGCGCUGUUUUCGGAAGGACACAGCCAUGGUUUUUUUUCUAAUCCAGGACCACCAGUUGGAGGAGAAUCGAAGUGCUCAUGUGGACUUGUCCAGAUACUGCAAACCCAUGGAUCAUAAUAUAGUGAGAGAAUUUUUUUAAAUACUAUAAAAAUUGAGAAUUAAUGGUCAGGACAGCAGAACCUUCGCAUGACUAUAUUUAAAGGGGGUGUCCACUUUUUGCUUGAAGAGGUCCCCAGAAAACACCUGAUUACAUGGUACACUGCUGUGAGGAUCUACAGAAAUUACCUGUAAUUUGUAAAGAAAUCUGUCUGCGAGUGUUUAGUUCCCUGCAGCACCCCCACAGGGUAAAUAAAGUAUUGCACGGCGCCACAUUAAAAUGAAUGGGUAGUCCAUGUAAAGCAUGAAUGCGCUGAGUCCUCCUCAGCAAGAGACGCUCUUUGUAGCUGCUCUUUUCUUUUGGCUAAUAGAAGAAUAUGAUGAAUGGCGGACCCCCAUACAUUACCUCCAUAUGGUGCGCAAAAAUGGGGUUUAAAAAGCAGAAACCCCCUAAAAUGGGGAAAAUAAAAAUUUCCCAGUGGUUUAAUGUUAGUUCAAGAGUCCAGUGGAGAGGCUGCACAUGAACAGUUACUAUGAAGGGGUUGGGUAUGAUUCUGGCGCUGGAUCUUAGACCUGUGAAGAAGGAUGAAUGGAAACAUUUGAGCCAAGCAGUUAAAAGUUUUUUUGUCCACAUUUGCAAUAUUUUUUUGUUCAAAUGCAUCUAAAAUAAAAAAAUAACAAGCAGCUUUGCAAACGGACUUGAUGAGAAAUAUCCUCCAGUUUUGUGUUUGCAACUCCUAUGAGUCUCCAUGGUUACAGACUACAAACAAGCUUUCUGUAGUCUGCUCCUGCAAUCCAUCUGUCCUCCACUUAUUGGUAGCCCAUUCUCAUCUAAAAUUCAAAUAUGUGAUUUAAUGUUUCUUGGCACCCUCUGCUGGUUCAGUGUCUGUUCACAGUAGGCUUUCCUGAUUUUUAUACUGGGAGGUGAAAGCCUUAAACGCUUGUAUCCACAAAUCUGCUGGUUGCUGUUGGAAACAGUCAACAGGUUGUCGACAAACCCCUAACCCAUCAGUUUCUGUAUUACAGCGCCCUCUGCUGCACUGCACUCUGUACGGUUACUAUUUCCCAUAUUACUGUGCAGAGGCUGGUAUAUAGAUACUGGGCAGACCUUGAACCAGCAGGGGAUGCUGGGAGAUUUCAGCUCUGAAGUCUUUAGUAUUGUGAAUAUUCUGCAUUAGCUGCUUGCUGUAAGAAAGUUUCUAAGUCCUUCUGUGGAUCACAUAUUUUUGCCCAUUUUAAACUUUUUGGGGCUUUUUUUUUCAGGGUUUUAAUUCUUUUUUGAUCACUUCAUGUUCCGAGAAAAAGGGGUAAAGUCUGUGAUGGUCGUA